AUGGAGCCCUAUUGUGAUUCUAAGCGGAAUAUUCAUUCUAAAAUACAACCUCGUUCUACUAAUAAUCAAAAUGAUUUUAUUAACCCUAGGCAUUUAAGUUUAAAAGGUGACUCAGAUGAUCGUGAUCCAGAUUAUGUUGUGGAUGUAGCUGAUCUCAGGAAAGAUCGUUCUUCAACUAAUAUCGGAGGACAAAAAGGAAGUGGAAGGCAGUUAGAAGUUGCAUUAAGGAAAGUUAUAACAGAACGUUUACAACAUCUUAAAGAUCGAGGAAAAUUUCAUCUGGAAAACUAUGGUUUAUCAAAUUUAACAUCAAUGCAAAUUGCAAUGUAUAUGAGGAGACUUUUUAAGAGAAAUGAUUUGCAAAAUUAUAUGACUCCUGAAAUGAUUAACUAUGUAUUUGGAACAACAAAAGGUGAUUCAGUUAUUAAUAGAUCUGGGAAACAAAUGACAACACCAACUAUUAAAGAUGUAGGUGAAAAAAAUCGUCAGCGAACAACUGAAUUUUCUGCAGAAAAUAGUACAAAAAUUCAAAAUGAGUCAGAUACAGAACCAAGUUCGGAUGAAGAGUUAGAAACAGAAAAAUAUAAUGACUUUAAAAUAGUAAAUUUUGUAAAAUACAUUCCUGGUCCAGCAGUGCCAAAUAUACAAAUUCCACCAAAUAAAUAUCAACCUCUCACAAGAAAUUCAAAUGUUUAUAGAUGUGCUAGGGAUCAGGCAUAUAUUUAUGGCAGAGGAAAAUGGAUAAACAGAGAAAUUGAAAAUUUAAAGCAAAAAAAGGCUGCAAUUGCUGCACAAAUUGAGAUGAUCAGGAAAAAAAAAACUCCUAUUAUUCUUGAGUCAACGGCACCAGUUUCAAAUAUUACAGAAACGUGUUCAAGAUUAUGUGCUUUUAAAAAUAAAGAUUCUUUUAAAGUUAAAUUGGUUAAUGUAAAUUCUCAACCAUUAUACGAAUCAAUGGGAACUCCAUUAGAUGAAUUUAAUAUGAAGAAUAAGGAUACUAUGGCUUAUUAUUCUAGAAUCGAUGACAAGGUUCACAGACAUCUAUCAUUAAAUGGUGCCGUUUCUGGGGAUUUACUUUUUCAUAAAUAUCUUAAAAGAAUGUCUUCUAUACGAAUGGUUAACAAAUGUACUAGUUCUGAACUUACUAAAUGUAGGCAAUUGGCAGACGUUUCUUCUACACCUUGGGUAUUAGGAUUAUCAAAUGCUUAUAAAAAUAUCGUUUUAUCAGAAAAAGAAGCACAUGAUAAUGAAAUUUUAAAAAUGGUUAAAAAAAAGGAGAAAGAAAAAGAUAGGAAAGAAGAGAAAAAUGAUAAGAAUGAUUUAAAUAAUUUUUAUACAGUCAAAGCAAUUGCUCCAUUAAAAUUAAAACUUUCUGGUAUUUCACGGAAAUCAGACAAAUUUAGAACUUCAAACAAACGUAAAUCCGACGAUGUCUUUGAAUCUGAAGAUGAUUCAAGAAAUACUUCCGCAGUUCAUACAGCAGAUGAGGACGGUGAUAUUGAAUUUGGUAGUAAACCUCGGAAGAUUUCUGCCCGAGAUUCAAGGAGAAAUUCGGGUGUUAGUACUUCAAAUAUAAAAUCCUGGAAUUCGAAAUAUCCAGUUUCAACACCAAUAAUUGAUGUUGGAUGUAAGUUACCAACAAAAGCCGAUUAUGCUGAAAUAAUAGUUCCAUCAUGGAGUGGUUGGGUAUCGCCAAUAUCUCAUGAUCAAGGUGAUGAAGAAUGUAUUAUCAAUACUCAAGAAUAUGAGAGAAAAAUUGAAAAAUAUCACGAAGAGAUGGAACAACAAGAAAAAGCUAAAAUAGUGGUUUCAAUUAACAAAUCACAGAAAAAGAAUAAGUCUUCUAUUUCUAAAGACUUUUCCAAUAGUGCAGCACCUUUUACUGCUGAAGAACUACUUAUGAGUAUUAAUGGAACAACAAAUAAGAUCCCAGAAAAGGUCGAGUCAUCAGAUGUACCAAACUACGAUCGGCCAUCUUACCAGUACAACAUGGGCGGACACCAUGAUGAUAUAAAAAUUCCUCAUCCUUCUGCUUACAGUAAUUAUAGAAAAUAUCCACAGUUGGCUGCACAUGAAAAAAGAUUAAGUCAAUUGGGACUUCGUGAUCCAUGGAUUAGAAAUAUUGUUCAUAUAUUCAAUAAUCCAGAUGCUCCUGUUGUCAAGGGACAAUUUGCCCAUUUUAAGGAUCUUUUGAGAACUGGAUUUAGACCAGGUCUUAUUUUUGCAGCAACACUUAUUGCUGUUGAAGAGACUUAUUCAUACAUUAAACAUGGACAUACUAGUUGGAACAGCCAUCAUUAA
This is a messenger RNA of Strongyloides ratti, 2301 nucleotides long. RefSeq lists its product as hypothetical. The transcript is spliced from 3 exons. The record is from RefSeq and is a predicted model, not a curated record. Bases 1 to 2301 code for a protein of 766 amino acids. Lineage: Eukaryota; Metazoa; Nematoda; Chromadorea; Rhabditida; Strongyloididae.